This is a messenger RNA of Branchiostoma belcheri (Belcher's lancelet), 4717 nucleotides long. RefSeq names its product A disintegrin and metalloproteinase with thrombospondin motifs 17-like. The record is from RefSeq and is a predicted model, not a curated record. Gene Ontology annotation, cellular component: extracellular matrix. Lineage: Eukaryota; Metazoa; Chordata; Leptocardii; Amphioxiformes; Branchiostomatidae. The transcript has 28 exons. Bases 456 to 4586 code for a protein of 1376 amino acids. Gene Ontology annotation, biological process: extracellular matrix organization; proteolysis. Gene Ontology annotation, molecular function: metalloendopeptidase activity.
UUAAUUCAUCACUUUCUUCGUGUGGUCGACGUGAAGAAAGCCGUGAAUGACCCCGGAACGUCUUUAAAGUCUUAGUAGUGCAGAGGACAAGGUCUCGGGCAAAUUAAGACUGGGAGGGCUGUUGUCUGAGACCGGCCGACGUGACGUGCUGGCCGAAAUGGGUAUAAAAGGAAGUCCAUGUCCCGCCCCGAAACCGCCGCCUGGCGUCCUAACACGGUGAGCCGGGUCGGGGUUCCCGUCAAUGGACUUUUCAGCGCCGGUGUUAUGCGAUCCUCUCGGGGGUAAAUAGAAACAGAAAACAGUAGAAGAGGCCUCGGGGAGUUUUGGGGGCGGUUAAUCCUCAUUGGUGAGACCACAAUUGCCACCGGCUGGGCCUGCGCCGGGACCGAGGAGGGCUAAGUUCGGCGGUGAGGCUGUCGGUGCCGUGAGAGCAGGAGACGGGGGCAACAGCUGACAUGGCAGCGGUCCAACAGCAACCCGUGCCCCGCGUCCUGGCGCUACUCUUGGCCGGACUGUUUUUCUUGGCUCUGGCGAGCGGGGCUAGACACAACAUCCAAGUCGUGUUUCCGAGGAGGGUUCAGCGGGAGCAGGCCGGGGCGCCCGGGCGCGGGGCUCGGGGGCGAGCCGCACGUGACGCCGAGGGCACGUCUGGCGGUGGCGACCCCCAGGACUUCGUCUUCUACCGUAUGGACGCCUUCGGCAAGACCCUACUGCUACGUCUGACGCCAAACAAGGAGUUCUUGUCCCGAUCCUUCCAGACGAUGACCCUCGGCGGCGACGGGCGGGUCGUCGACCUGAGCGGAAGCACCGGGGCGUGCUUCUACUCCGGGACGGUGGAGUCCUUUGAGAGAUCGUCCGUGGUCCUCAGUACAUGCAGCGGACUGAUGGGGCUGAUCAAGGUGAACAACGAGCAGAUGCUGAUCGAGCCGCUGUCGCAGAGAAGGCGGUACUUCGGCGGGAGACCACACCGGGUUUACCGAAGGGAGCUGCCACAGGCUUCGGUCACACAGUUCUGCGGCACUGAGACAGACGACAGAGGUAGCGAAAGUGACGAGCCGGGGUCUCGACAGACUAAACGUUCCGCCGUGAACAACAUCGACGCGCGGCAGCGGACGGUGGAAGCGCUGGUCGUGUUGGACAAGUCUAUCGUGAAGCAUCACGGGAGAGCCCUGGUCAAGACCUACGCCCUCACGGUCAUGAGCAUGGUGAACUCUGUCAUCAGCCUGCCCAGUAUGGGACACAACAUCAACAUCGCUGUCACCAAACUCGUCAUUCUGGAGGAAGACCAGGUAGGUCUGAAACUGGCUCACCAUGCUGACAGCGCCCUGCACAACUUCUGUCAGUGGCAGAGGGAGAAACUCCCAUACGUCUCUGCGGUAGACACCGACACAAACGAGGUCAUAGGUCAUCGGGACAGGCCUAGUCGUCACGACGCCGCCAUCUUGUUGACAAGGAAGGACAUCUGCAAGGACAGGGACGAACCGUGCGGCACUCUGGGAAUGGCGUUCAUUUCCGGUUUAUGUGACCCCAACCGGAUGUGCAGCGUGAACGAGGACAACGGCUUGACCUUGGCCUUCACAGUCGCUCAUGAACUUGGACACAAUUUGGGGAUGAACCAUGACGGGAGAGAGAACCGGUGCGUGUCGCGGCCGGACCUGUCCAUACAGUACAUCAUGUCGUCCUCCUGGCUGAGGAGGACGGGCAAAGUCAACCUGCAGUGGUCCCGCUGCAGCAGGGCACGGGUCGAGAACUUCCUUAGAUCCAAGCAGAGCCAGUGCCUCCUGGACACCAAGAGCGAAGCCAACGUCAACCUGCAGUACAGAGAAGAGCUGCCAGGAGAACUGUACACGGCUCAGCAGCAGUGUGUCUUCAACUUCGGCAAGAACGCAUCAGUCUGUCCUUAUCCAGAAAAGAAGAACCGGCUGUGUGAAUCCCUCUGGUGUAUCGAGCCCGGUAAGGACGAAUGUGUUACUAAGGAGUUUGCCGCGGUGGACGGAACGGAAUGUGGCAACGAUAAGUGGUGUAAAGCCGGUCGGUGUGAGUAUAAUAAGGACCCCGUGCACGGCGGCUGGGGGAACUGGACCCGCUGGAGCGGCUGUAGCAGGACGUGCGGGAUGGGGGUGCGCUUCGCGGCCAGGAAAUGUGACAACCCGUACCCCGAGUACGGCGGACGUUACUGCAGCGGCGACAGGAUAAAGUACGACGUGUGUAACACUCAGCCGUGUCCGGAGGGGAGCCCGACCUUCAGGAGCGAGCAGUGCGCCUCCUACCGACAUCAGCACGCAAGAGCAAACAAGACCCAGAGCAGCCUCUGGUACCCCGUGUACAGCGAGGAAAGCCCGUGCUCUCUGCUGUGCCGCCCCGUCAGCGGCCGCCGCAGGACGGUCUGGACGCUGUCGGACAGAGUCAUCGACGGAACGCCGUGUUCUCCCGGCAAGAGGGCCCUCUGUGUAGACGGACAAUGCAAGAGGGUAGGUUGUGAUGACGUGAUCGGUUCUGACGCGGAGGAGGACCGGUGCGGAGUGUGCCGUGGGAACGGGACGACCUGUCAUCUCGUCCGCGGGAUGUACCAACACCAACACGGCACGGGCUAUGAGGAGAUUGUAGUCAUUCCUAAGGGAGCUAGGAAGAUACGUGUUAUGGAGGCCCGACCCAUGAGGAGCUAUCUCGCCAUGAGAGACAGUGCCUCAAAGCGUUACGUGAACGGCGGACGGCGGAUCGAACUCCCGGGGACAUUCAAGAUGGCGGGCACCAAGGUGCAGUACACGCGCAAGGACUUGUGGGAAACAUUUACAGCAGAAGGACCUACAAAUAAUUCCCUGCAGUUUCUGAUCCUACAGCAGGACCCUGUGGUUGGAGUUGUGUUUGAAUACGCCGUUGACCUGGAGAACGCCUCCCAUGAGGAGAGUCCGACAGUCAACAACUACAAAAUCACCAAUGUUGUGGACUCGUUCAGGGAGGAUGUGCCGACGUACGGCUGGGUCUCUGACGGCUGGGGGGAAUGUGACGCCGUCUGUGGGGGAGGCGUACGUCGUGGACGUAACCGAUGUAUGCAGCUGGUCAUACAGAAUCGCAGCCUCGCGUUUGUGGAGGACGAGCCUUGUCGGAACCUGGUGAGACCGCAUCAGAAGGAAGAGAAAUGUAACAACGCUCCGUGUGAAACAAAGUGGCGUACUGCUGGUUGGCUACCGUGUCCUGUGACGUGUGGGGAGGGCACACAGCGCCGAGUGGUGGCCUGUACCCAGGAGCUGCCUAACGGGACACUUCGGGCCACAGACACGUGCGCGGGGUCCAGACCUCCAUCCGAGAAACCAUGCAGGCUGAAAUCCUGUCCACUGGUCGCCUCAGGAUGGAAAGAGAGCUCUUGGGGCGAGUGUUCGGUGACGUGUGGCGGAGGGAUACAAUCCCGGCUGGUACGGUGCGUCGGCCGGGCCAGUGACGGGUCGGAGCGGUACGUAGGCGAGGCGCAGUGUCAGGAGGAGAAACCUGCCGAGACGAAGGAGUGCGGCAACCGGUCGUGUGAAGACGCUUACGAGUGGCGGACGGACGCGUGGUCGGCCUGCUCGGCGUCCUGCGGGCUCGGCGUGCAGCUCCGUAACGCCUCGUGUGUGGACCCGCUGGAGAACGACACGGACACCGCCGUCCCCGAGCAGCUCUGCUUCGCGCCAAAACCUGACGUCAUCAGGAACUGUACCUUCGGAGCUUGUCCUAUUAAGAAGUGGGAGGUAAGCGCCUGGGCCGGGUGUUCGGUGUCGUGUGGUCAGGGCAUGCAGUCCCGUGACGUCACGUGCAUGACGUCAUACACUAACGGUACCGUGCUGACCGGUGACGACUUGUGUGACGCGCCCAAACCGCCUCCUGUCCGCUCGUGCGGGUUCGAACCUUGUCCCAUCAGUGAAUCAUGGGACGCCACGACUUGGCACGCAUGCUCCGUGACGUGUGGGCAGGGUAUCCGGUCCAGGCGGGUUCGCUGUAAGGUGACGUAUCCCAACGGAACCAUGCUGUACGCGCCUGACGUCAGGUGUAACGACACCGAGAAGCCCAGGACUCUCAAACCCUGCUUCGGCAUGGAGUGUGCCGCCAAACCUAUCGAGAUCGUGUGGUCCAAGUGUUCGUCUAAGUGUGGUCCCGGUGAGAGGACAAGGCGGGUCAAGUGCCACCAGGAGGACGCCCUCUGCAAAGUGAAGUACCGGGCCGUCCGCAGGGUGGCGUGUUACGGCAGUAAGUGUAGCGGUGUUUGGAAGACCGGACCCUGGUCCAAGUGCUCGGUGACGUGUGGGUACGGACUGCAGCACCGCAGUACCCGGUGUAAGACGGACAGGACCGACAGGACGUGGUUCCACAACUGCAACAAGCACGACAGGCCUGACUCUACCCGAAGCUGCUCCGCCGGAAGUUGCGUCAAUGCGUUCGACUUCCACGUCUUCCCUCUGCAGCCCCCUAAGGUAAAGGAACCUCGGCGGUGCACCAGAGACCGAGCCAACCCCCGGAUCUGUCAGGUGGUGAAGACCAGGGGAAGACUCUGCCGUCACACCCACUGGGCCAAGAACUGCUGCAGGACCUGCGGAUACUACGAGGUGGUCUAGCCGCGAGAAGAACACCAGAUGUAACUUACCAAAGGCGUUAAAGACACGUUAGGCACAUACUGUAAAUGUAUUUACUUUCGCGGUGGUUUUAUUUUGUGGUAUAGGGUAAAAAUAAGGUGUUUGAAGUUCAC